Molecule: messenger RNA, 558 nt
Organism: Drosophila rhopaloa
Lineage: Eukaryota; Metazoa; Arthropoda; Insecta; Diptera; Drosophilidae
Exons: 2
Coding region: 1-558 (185 amino acids)
Source: RefSeq, a predicted model, not a curated record
AUGAAUUUUUGCUUUUGGAUCUGCUGCUCCCUAUUUAUAUUUCAAUGUUUGGGAACUGAAGAACGAAACUUUCGAGUUUUUAUUGACCAAGUUAACAUUACUCAUGUCGAUCCAGAUGUGUAUGAAACAUUUUAUUGCAAGGUGUUUCAGUUUAACAAUCGCAGUUACAUGGACUCGGGUCAUAUUUUUAAAAAUACCGUCUCAGAUUUAAAAGUUCAUGCCGCACUUGAUUUUUGGAAGGUAAAAAGUAAACAAAAAAUGACACUAUACGAUGUUCGGUUCGAUGGAUGUAAUUUCUUGGAGAAUGCUAGCAAAAAUCGAUUGUUUAAUGUUUUUGGAACAAGUUUGAAAAAACAUUCUAAUAUAAAAUUUAAGUGUCCCUUUCAAGGUAAUAUUAGCUAUGAAGUGAGAAACAUGACGAUGGAUGAGCAAGACUUCCCUUCGUUUGUACCGCUUGGAAAAUUUCGAUCCCUCAUUGAAUAUAUAAUAAAUCAGAGAUUGAGUGCCCGAGUCAUUGCAAGCGGAAAAAUUAUCCCAUAUUCAGCUGAUCAAUUUUAG